Molecule: messenger RNA, 1146 nt
Organism: Selaginella moellendorffii
Lineage: Eukaryota; Viridiplantae; Streptophyta; Lycopodiopsida; Selaginellales; Selaginellaceae
Product: E3 ubiquitin-protein ligase COP1
Exons: 9
Coding region: 1-1146 (381 amino acids)
Biological process (GO): proteasome-mediated ubiquitin-dependent protein catabolic process
Molecular function (GO): ubiquitin protein ligase activity; protein binding
Source: RefSeq, a predicted model, not a curated record
AUGGCUGUUGAUGAUGGAAGCCCGGAAGUGCUAUGGAAGACUAGUAAUGCUUCUAGUAGUGAUGGAUCUCACGCUCAAGGACUUGGUUUUGAGCGAAACUCCGUUGAAUCCAGCCCCUGGAGCUCCACCUCCAAAAGAUUCAACUCCUCCAGUAGCUCCAAUUCGUUCAGCUCCAAAUCUUUCUCCAGCUCCAGUUCCAGUUCCAGUGACAUUCUGUGCAGCCUCGAUUUUGAUCCCGGUGACGAGUUCUUUGUAACAGCGAGUGUCUCGGGAUAUUUGCGGGUGUUCGAGUUUCCGAAGGUAAAUAUGAGUUUCUUACGAAUCUUGCAACCGGGUAGACACAAUGGCUUAACAUCUGUAGGCUGUGAGAUGGUCCCUUGUCGCAAGAAGCUAAGUUGCGUGAGCUGGGACAAGUUUUCCAAAAGCUGCGUCGCUACUAGCGAUUACGACGGCAUCAUAAAGAUCUGGGAUAUUAGUGCGUGCCAAAAUACAGUCAAUUAUGACGAGCACGAAAGGCGGAUAUGGAGUGUUGAUUUCUCGCCAAUGGAGCCAUCGCGGUUAGUCUCUGGAGGCGACGACGGCAAAGUUAAGCUAUGGAGCAAGGAGCUCAAGACGAGUGUCCUGACAGUCGAGGUUAAGGCAAACAUUUGCUCAGUGACGUUCAAUCCUAUCUCGAGUAAUUUAGUUGGGGCAGGAUCAGCGGACCACUGCAUUUAUUACUACGAUUUACGUCAGACAAAGUGCCCCUUGCAUUUGUUCAAGGGCCAUGAAAAGGCCGUCUCGUACGUCAAGUUUACGCCAUCAAACGAGAUGGUUUCCGCCUCUACUGACGGAACGCUUCGGCUAUGGAGCCUCGAAAGCUGGAAUACCCUCCAGGUGUAUAGAGGUCAUACGAACGAAAAGAACUUUGUCGGGCUGUCUGUCACUUCUGAUUACAUCGCCUGUGGGAGCGAGACAAACGAGGUCUAUGUUUACCACAAGGGGAUUCCAAAGCCGGCACUCAGCCAUUUAUUUGCGAGAAAGGACGCAGCUGACGAUGAUACACGACCGUUUGUCAGCGCCGUCUGCUGGAGGAGGAGUGAUAGCCACACCAUGCUGGCGGCAAGCAGCCAGGGGGAGAUCAGAGCUCUCAUGCUGGCGUCUUGA